AUGACAGAUGCCUACUACAACAACCAGCUGCAAAGCUUCUUCUCACAGCUGGUACGGCCAAACACGAUGGCCACAGAUGGUCCAGACUUGCAGCUCAUUUCGACGGCAGGCACGUCACCGGGCAGCAAGUCAAACAAGUCAUCCGUUUCGCCUAAAGCCAAGACGCCAAGGACUUCCAACCUCUCAACAGAAGAGCGGAAGAAACCACGAGCGACACGCCAUCGUAGCACAGGCUGUGGGACGUGUCGAAUGCGCAAAAUCAAGUGUGAUGAGCAACUUCCCUAUUGCAGAAAUUGCCAGCGUACCGAACGAGAAUGUCUUGGUUACCGCACACCAGAAGAGCUAGCGAAUCCUCAGCUAGACAGGCAACGCCUUGUAACGCGACACAAACAGCGAGCUGAGAAGAAGCCUGAUAUAGCACCAACAAACCAUUCGAAUUCGACCCAUGGUGGAGUCACGACUCAGGGGACUACGCCAGAAAGCCAACUGUUCUCUAUGUUCCCAGGUGCGCAUGGAACACACUCUGAUACACAUGUGUCGCAGAUUGAUCCUCAGUCCUCGAUGGACGUGGUACAUGAUGCACAGCCCAUUGACCUCAUAUGGAAUGCUCAAGCCCUACCCAGCAGUUUCAUUCGAUUAGAGACUUUCUUCUUUCGCCGCUUCAUCACUUCGGUCUGGCUCCACAGCUAUUCCGACCUGUGGCGAAAUAUGCUGCCUUCUGUGCUCAACACAUCAGCACCGCUAUACCAUUCUGUUUUGGCGCUCUCUGCCAUGUACAUGUUCAAGAAUGGCAUUGAUAGAAGAGCAAAGGACAGUGCCAUGUCUCACUAUGCAGUGGCUGUCCAACAACUACAAGCAGCGCUCUACAACCCACAGGAAGCAAUGAAGGAUACAACAUUGAUGGCAACUGUCAUUAUGGGCUUCUACGAGAUGCUCGACAAGGACGAUCACAAGAGUUGGUGUGCUCAUACAAAAGGUGCCCAGCAACUGAUCCGCUUGCGUGGGCCGAGAGCCACGUCGUCUGGUCUUGGUAAGAUGAUGUAUGUCACUUUGCGAGGGUUCGAGACUGUUCGAGCGAUAUUGGAAUACGAGGAAACUCUAUUUGCUGAGGAGACCUGGACCAUUCCUAGCGCAAACCCAGCGACACGUUUCCACUUUGCAGAGCUGCUUGGCCCGCAGUGCCCACCCGUCAGUCCUGAUGCACUUGCAACAUCGGCUCCACCGGAUUACGCCUCUGUGUUGUACAUGCUUGGCUCCAAGGUCGGCUCAUGCCAGGCAAGAGCUCACAAGCUUUACAAAAGUGGACAACUCACACCUCCUGCUAAAUGCCAGGUCUCCAUCGAGGUGGAGACUGUGGUUGAGCAGCUAAAGCAAUGGCGCAUGCUGCUACCGCCCGUGUAUGAUGGCAGGGAGGCACCGAGUACGUUGCCAUUGUCCCCGUACAAGAUGAUCACGAUCUUUGACGGUCCACUCGAGGCACAGCAGAUCUGCUUCUAUUGUGCAUUUAUGCUGCAGGCGUUUCGGAUACGCGCCAAGUAUGUGCUGGAUGACCCAACGGAUUUGCCACCUGAAGCACAAGACUUGGCCAGGAAAAUCAUCAAAGUGGCCGACUACCUGUCAGCAGGAUUGACCACCACCAGUCUGCAAAUUACAUGGCCACUCUAUGCAGCGAGUAUUGCGCUGUGUGACCGGGAAGAACAGGCCUGGGCGAGGCGAAUGAUGAAGGCGAUUGCCUCUGAGAAGAGAUGGGCCAUUGCGAAACAAGCGCUCAAAGCGCAUUCAGUGGAGGCAAGACCGCACUCAUCCAGUGUCGCGUAUGCUGUACUGGACGAGCUGCGGAGUAUAGAACAAGCGCGACAGGUGACGACACCGUCAAGGUCACGGUCGCUGGUGGAGUUCCUCAUCGGCCUGUCACGUCCUACCUCGACAGACUUGGCAGAACCUGCUCAAGCACAUGAUCCCUUUGCGCACGUCACGGCACAGUUGACGGCGGCUACAGACGCGUCCAAGGCAGCCUCUGAGAUCGACACUGAAGCUCUUAUGCUGCUUGCGGAGCUCAACUUCCAUGGCAACUACACAUACCCGCGCGACUACCACAAGGCGCUUCACUACUACCGGCAACUAGCCGAAUUGAACGGCAAUGAAACAGCACAUGAACAGCUUGGCUUCUUGUAUGCGACAGGGAUUGGUGGUGUUGAGCGUGACCAGGGUCUUGCACUCCUGCAUCAUGCUAUGGCGGCAGAGCAAGGCAGCAUUCGCAGUUCAAUGACACUGGGUUAUCGCUACUGGCAUGGAAUUGGAACAGCCCCGAACUGUACCAUUGCAUGCGACUACUAUGCUACAGCGGCAGAUCAAGCGAUAAAUUGGAUCAGGCAAGGCCCCCCUGGCGGACUUUACUUUCGUCGGAAAGCGUACGCUUUUGCUGAAGAGCUUGGCGGCCUAUACGGUGCACGAAUGAGUCAACACCACAAGUUGUCUGUGUCUGUUCAUGCAAAAGAUAUUGACGACGUGAUUGACUACUUCACCUACUUGGCGGAAAAGAAUGAUGCACAGGCAGCCUUCAAUCUGGCCAAGCUACACAGAGACGGAUCGCGUACUGUUGAGGUGGACCAUGUCAAGGCGCUUUACUGGUUCCGACGUGUUGCACGGACCUAUUGGACCAAAGACGGCAAGACUGUCAAAAACGUCAAAGCGAUGCGAUAUCAUGCCGAGACGGCCGCUUGGAUUGGCCAAGCUUACCUGCGAGGCGAGGGAACUGAGCAAGACUUUGAAAAGGCUCGCAUCUGGUUCCAGCGUGGAUUAGUCCUUGGCGAUACUGGCUGCCAGUAUGGCCUUGCCCUCAUGCAUCUGCAAGGCCUUGGAACCAUCCCAAAAGACCGGGAAAAGGCCAUCUCAUUUUUGCAAGCAGCCUCUGAUGCAGAACAUCACAUGUCUCAGCUCGUACUGGGUAAAAUUCUGAUUGAAGAUCCAGAUAUCACUUUCGCAGUUCGGCUUUUGGAGAGUGCUGCAAAGGGUGGCAAGAUCGAGGCGUUCUACUUUCUAGCCCAAAUGUAUGAGCAAGGCAUUGGACGGGAACGUAGCUGUCAGAUGGCAACACAGUACUACAAGAUGGUUGCAGAAUGUGCCGAGAGCCUACAUUCAACGAUCCCAUUUGGCAACAAAGCCUACCAGGAAGGGCGGACGGAGGAUGCCAUUAUUGCCAUGAUGAUUGCGGCAGAGUCAGGCUAUGAGAAGGGUCAAGUUAAUGUUGCGUAUCUGCUUGAUCAGCACCGUCACUCCUUCUCCUUGAAGGACAGCUUCAAACGCACUGUUGGCCAACAAAUCAAGCUGCUACGUCAAAGAAUCGGCACAGCACCACCGGAUCCAGUGAAUGCGCUGCAGGAGAAGGAAGCAGAAGAACAGCCUAGCUUGGCGGAUGAACUGGCCUUGCUAUACUACACGCGUUCUGCUUCACAAAAUAAUUGGGAAGCACUGGUCAAAGCUGCCGACUAUCACUUGGAAGGCUAUGGCACAUCUGCAUCUCCAGAAGAAGCAGUGACGCUCUGGCAGGCGGCUGCAGAUUCUCGCGCGAUACCACUAGCACUCUGGAAUCUAGGCUGGAGCUAUGAGAAUGGUGUGGGUGUGGAGCAAGACUUUCACAUGGCGAAGCGAUACUAUGAUGCGUGUCUCGAGUUGGACAAACGUGCAAAUUUGGCGGUGACCUUGUCGCUUUUCAUGUUGCGUUUGCGAUCUGCGUGGAAUACCGUGACUGGUGGUAGUGUUCGGUCCAUCAAGAAGGACGAAGAUGCUCCCGUUGCAUUCAGCUUCAAGGCCAUCUGGACGGGCUUCAAACACUUUUGGCGCUCACAAUGGGAUCUCCCCACGGACGAAGCGUAUCCGGAAGAGGAUUUCCUGGAUGAAGACUUCCCCUCGAGCGGCGAAGACUUGUACGAGUCGCUGCUCAUCCUGUCCAUCUGCCUGUUCGUGGCAGGGGCCGUCUAUGUUCGUACAAACUGGAACAACCGGCGCCUCGAUCAGCAGGCAGCAGCACAACACGGCGGCGGCGGUAAUGGCCCACCUGGUGCGCCUCCUGCUGCUGCUGAUCCGCAUAUGGCUGCAUUCAUUGGCGGCGGUGUGCGUUCCUUGAUUCGACGACGCGCAGCAAAAGACCAGUCUGCCAAGGAAGCGGCGAUGCGACCUGCGGGUACACGAGCAGCUGGUGCUGGCGGUAGUAACGCGACGCAGCUGCGUCUGUACACAGAUGAUGCUCCUGGCUUGAAAGUGGAUCCUUUGGUCGUGAUGGUACUGUCUGUUGCGUUUGUCGGCUCUGUCUUUGCUCUUCACAUCAUUGCCAAGAUCAUCUCCAAAUUCAGCGCAUAG
Messenger RNA from Protomyces lactucae-debilis, 4359 nucleotides. RefSeq lists its product as uncharacterized. The transcript has 5 exons. Gene Ontology annotation, cellular component: endoplasmic reticulum membrane. Gene Ontology annotation, biological process: regulation of DNA-templated transcription; ERAD pathway. Bases 1 to 4359 code for a protein of 1452 amino acids. Gene Ontology annotation, molecular function: protein binding; DNA-binding transcription factor activity, RNA polymerase II-specific; zinc ion binding. The record is from RefSeq and is a predicted model, not a curated record. Lineage: Eukaryota; Fungi; Ascomycota; Taphrinomycetes; Taphrinales; Protomycetaceae.